GCCAGCCACCCAGCCAGCCCUGAGCGAGUCCGGAAUGAUCCUGCUAUGGCCAAGCUCUGGUUCAGGUUCCAGCGGUGUUUCCGGUAUUUCCGCAGGAAGCCCGUGCGCUUCUUUACCCUGCUGGCUAUCUACCUGACCGCCGGGAGCCUCGUCUUCCUGCACUCGGGUUUCGUGGGCCAGCCCGCGGUACCUCAGAGCCAGGCCAGCCCCGCAGUAGCGGGGAGCCCGGCAGAAGGAGCCGAGCUGCCUUUCCUGGGUGACUUGCACCUGGGCAGAGGUUUCCGGGACACCGUGGAGGCCUCCAGCAUCGCACGCAGGUACGGACCCACGUUCAAAGGCAAGGAUAGCAGCGAGAGAGCCAAGCUGGGCGACUACGGAGGAGCCUGGAGCCGAGCCCUCAAGGGGAGGGCUGUUCGGGAGAAAGAGAAGGAAAAGGAGGAAGAGAGAGCCAAGUACAUCGGCUGCUACCUGGACGACACCCAGAGCCGGGCCCUGCGAGGCGUGUCCUUUUUCGACUACAAAAAGAUGACGGUCUUCCGUUGCCAGGACAACUGUGCUGAACGGGGUUACCUGUAUGCUGGGCUGGAGUUCGGCGCCGAGUGCUACUGCGGCCACAAAAUCCAGGCAGCCAAUGUGAGCGAAUCGGACUGUGACAUGGAGUGCAAAGGAGAGCGGGGCAGUGUGUGUGGCGGCAUCAACCGCCUCUCCGUCUACCGGCUGCAGCUGGCCCAGGAGUCUGCCCGAAGGUAUGGAAGUGCGGUGUUCAGGGGCUGCUUCCGCCGACCCAACAACCUCUCCCUGGCCUUGCCUGUGACAGCUGCCAUGCCAAACAUGUCCGUGGACAAGUGCGUGGACCUCUGCACAGAGAAGGAGUUCCCCCUGGCAGCCCUUGCUGGCACCGCCUGCCACUGCGGCUUUCCCACCACACGGUUCCCUCUUCACGACCGGGAAGAUGAGCAACUGUGCGCCCAGAAGUGCAGCGCGGAGGAGUUCGAGAGCUGUGGCACCCCCAGCUAUUUCAUCGUGUACCAGACACAGGUCCAAGACAACCGCUGUAUGGACAGAAGGUUCCUCCCAGCCAAGUCUAAGAAGCUCAUCGCUCUAGCCAGCUUCCCGGGCGCCGGCAACACAUGGGCUCGUCACCUCAUUGAGCUGGCCACCGGCUUCUACACCGGCAGCUACUACUUUGAUGGCUCUCUGUACAACAAAGGAUUCAAAGGUGAGCGAGACCACUGGCGAAGUGGGCGGACCAUCUGCAUCAAGACCCACGAGAGCGGCCAGAAGGAGAUCGAGGCCUUCGACUCAGCCAUUCUGCUCAUCCGCAACCCCUACAAAGCCCUCAUGGCCGAGUUCAACCGCAAAUAUGGAGGCCACAUAGGCUUUGCUGCCCACGCCCACUGGAAAGGCAAAGAGUGGCCUGAGUUCGUGAGAAACUAUGCCCCGUGGUGGGCCACGCACACGCUGGACUGGCUCAAGUUUGGCAAGACCGUACUGGUGGUUCACUUCGAAGAUCUGAAGCAGGACUUGUUUACGCAGCUGGGCCGCAUGGUCAGCCUGCUGGGCGUGGCGGUUAGGGAGGAUCGUCUGCUGUGUGUGGAGAGCCAGAAGGAUGGCAACUUCAAGCGCUCCGGGCUGCGCAAGCUGGAGUAUGACCCUUACACGGCCGAGAUGCGAAGGACCAUUGCCGCCUACAUCAGGAUGGUGGACACAGCACUGCGCAGCCGCAACCUCACUGGGGUGCCUGACGCCUAUGGCCCAAGAUGAUGGGCAGCCAGGGAGGGACCCAGCACCCCGUGUCCCUUGGCUUCAAAGAGCUGGCUUCCUUCUGGCACAAAGACAGCCCCAGGCUUCUGCCUCCCUUUAGGAAAGGCCCCUCCCAGGCCUCGGGAGAUAUCUAGAUACCUUCCCCUGGAUAGUAGGCUGCCUGGUUUGGGGUGUCCCUGUCCCUCCUUGGUGGGAGAAGGAAGAGGAUAAUCUGGUAGGGGUUGGGAGGUUCUGGAUGUGGCAACUGGUGGACCUUUGUAAGCAAUGAACCCUGCUCUGAUUGGGUGGGCCACUGCCUCUUCCCCUGAGCAAGCACCAGCUUCCUGAUCUCUCUCAGGCCACCUCUGUCUGACAGCCAGCCAGCUGGGACCUGUCUCCGUGGCCUUGGGUGUCUGACUUCUGAGGUAUACGGAGUCUGGUGCUCUGACAUUACAGUGGGAGUCCCACCAGGCUAAAGCACAUAUGAGGCCCAAGCUGGGUGUUGUCCCACCUCCAGGAACCCUGUCUUGUCUGCUCAUGCUAUCAUGUCUCGGGGGUAGGGGUGACACUGGGGUUCUUGAUCCUUCUUCCAAAGUCCCUUAGGUACCAAAAAAACAAAAACAAACAAACGAACAAAAACCCAACCCAACAGGUUGGCCAAAUGUCACAUACAAAGCCCGGAGGACCCAUCUUUGCAAGGUAGGGCCUGCAAUGGCUAUCUUACACUGCCCCACUGAUUCCUUAACCAGGGAGUCCUAUACUACCAAGGGCAGGGAACAAAAGUGCUCCAACUCAGAGGGAGCUACACCCAAAACUGUCCCCUACCCUCCAAGUCUUCGCCACCCCCCCACCCCCAGCCCCCUUGCUUGUAGCCCAGCAGGGCCAGCCUCCACUGGGGACUCCUCAGAAACGGGGUUGAAAAAUGUCUUUCCAUUCCCAUUAUGCCGCCGUGCUCUCUCGACGCUGAGACACCAAAGGAUUUCUGACUCGAGUCACUGAUCACGUUUUAGGAAGCAUGCAUCCAGGAUCCCGUCUCCCCACCUUGGAUCCCUCGUCUCCCCACCUUGGAUCCCUCUGGCUUCCCCUCCAGCCCUUCACCAUUCCCAUUACAUAAACACAAAAGCCAUAGUCACGGCCCCUCGCUUGCUCUUCUGUCCGGAGCAGCCCCUGCAGCCUUGUGGGGCAAGCGAACACGCGUUCCCACCUAGCCCAGGAACCCUGGAGAAGGUUCGUGAAAAGAGAUAUAUUUUUUUAAGAGGAAUAUGACCAAGACAUUCUGCCCCUUGGACACGGGCCACACACACAAAAAGAAGGACCUACUUUCCUUCCCCAACGCCCUCAAUCUAGAGGGUUUGGACCACCCCAGGGCUCAGCCAAGGGGGCUCUGAAUGUAUUUUGUACGGUGUUUUCCCACCCCAGACUAAUUUCUAGUUUUCUUUCACUGGGUAGUAGAGGGCCUGGCUUCUCCUGCUUGGAGGUCAGCUCUCUCUGAGAGACUCUGGGUCCAGAACCUGGGCCAAUUCUUUGCUAGUGGCCGCCUCUGGUCACAGACUUUCUGUUCAAAGAUUCCUCAGGUCAACACUAUCAUUAAAAGAGAGU
This is a messenger RNA of Arvicanthis niloticus (Nile rat), 3342 nucleotides long. NCBI's taxonomy places the organism in Eukaryota, Metazoa, Chordata, Mammalia, Rodentia, Muridae. The record is from RefSeq and is a predicted model, not a curated record.